CGGGAAUGCGCAUGUGCUUGGCUGACUGCCCCGUUAUGUGUAAAGAAGAAAGGAAAGAGAAAUGAAAAGAAACAGUCAGCGGACCGUGUGUGAGGUUGUCGUACAGCUUGUUGUUUUUAACUUUUAACGCGUUGUGAUUUUUUUUGUAAUCGUAUGUGCGUUUUUUAUGAAUCGGAUCGCGAGUGAAGGACAAAAAUACGGAAAUUUUCGGCUUGAGUUAUGAGAAAAAAAGCUGCCCGGCGAUGUCAGGCUUCUCGGGCGUUAUCGGUGGCGGUACAACCACGACAGGCGGCAUACCUGUGGGCGGCGCUACCAACAUAGACCAUCCCCACCACUUCCAUCAUCCGCACACGCCGCUGGCCGGCGACGUACCCCCUCCAGCGCAAUGCGCGACGUAUACGUUCCCGGAAUUCGGAGCGGUGGGAGGCGUAGUUUCGCCUGCCGCCGCAGCGGGUGGGCGUGGCCAUCUGCGAUCAGCCUCUCACGGUGGAGGGGGCGCGGCGCCCACAAGGUCGGCGCUCAAGGGCGCCAGGGGGCAUCAAAGGGCGUUGUCGCAAGGGCAGAUCUCGGAGGUGGGCGGUGCGAUGACCUCAGGGGGCGGAGCCCCGGCUUCAGCGGGCGCUGCUGUGGGGGUAGGGGGAGUGAUCAGGCCCGGACACAGCCGAGUCGGCUCGAAGACGGAAUUCAUUCUGCCUCCUGGACAUAAAGAGGAAGAACCUAGAGAAAGUAGUAGAGGAGGAUCGUCGGGAAAGGGACAUUCCAGACAGGCGUCUAGAUCGGAGUCCAUCUACACGUUGAGACGUAGCGCGCCGCCGCCUUUGUGGAGGCGAGCGUUAUGCGCUCUUAUUAGGAGAUCACCGAAAAACGAACAAGAAGAACGAUAUAGAAUCGUAGUUCCUAAUCACAUUGUGCCGCCUAAGACGCCGAGGAAAGAACAUCCGAACGGCCGUCGCCCCGACAAUCGCAUCCGCACCACAAAGUACACUUUGUUGUCUUUCCUGCCUCGCAACCUGCUGGAGCAAUUCCACAGGGUUGCCAACCUAUACUUCAUCUUUAUCGUCUUGCUCAACUGGUUUCCGGCCAUAAACGCGUUCGGCAAGGAGAUCGCCAUGAUUCCUGUCAUGUUCGUCCUUGGAGUGACGGCUGUCAAGGAUCUCUUCGAAGACAGGCGGAGGCACGCGAGCGACAAGCGGAUCAACAACUCGACGUGUAGGAUAUACAAUAGAUGCCGCUUUGUGGUUCACCAGACCUUUCUCGAAGCAGCAAUGGGGACUAUAUAUAACUCGGCGGCCGGGAGAUGGAAGGAGAGUACAGAUUACACCAGAGCAGAGCGGAGUGGAGUAUAGUGCAGUCAAUGGCAACAUAAGUCAGACAUAAAUAGUGGUCUACAAUAAAUGUUCUAUCAAGUUAAAUAAAUUAGCGCCUUUCUUUUUGUGGAAUCCAGUGUUUUAAUCAACACCGAAAAGAACUCAGAAAAACGCUACAUUUUUGUUUGAAAUUUGUAGACAUUGUGGAUGUUUGAAAAGUUUUGUUUCGGACUAAAGUUAGGAAAAAAUAAAGACGACUUGGAGACAUCGAAAACGGUAUA
Molecule: messenger RNA, 1588 nt
Organism: Acanthoscelides obtectus
Lineage: Eukaryota; Metazoa; Arthropoda; Insecta; Coleoptera; Chrysomelidae
Source: the annotation of a GenBank genome assembly